AUGCAGCAUCUCUUGGUGGUGACGGCUCUCGCCCUGCUGGCAGGUGGCGCUUCCGCUCGGCCAGAGCCGGAAGCCCCCUACCCGGCUUCCGGCUGGCGUCCCGAGGGCCGGCAGUUCUUCCUGCCCGCGUCGUCGCGGUCCGCCGGGCUGUACGCGCCGCCCCCGCAGUACGGCCCGCCGGCCACGACCACCGAGUCGCAGGCGCAGCGCGAGCCGCUGGAGGACUCGGAGGCGGGCGUCUACUUCGUGCUGCUGCCCGACGGCCGGCUGCAGCGCAUCGCCUACGCGCACGGCCCCGCGCCCGCCUCCUUCUCGCUGCUGCCCGAGCGCCUCACGCUGCCCGGCGCCGCCCCCGUGCCAGUCGACCCGGGCUACCUGGCCCGCUUCCACUACCAGGACCUGCUGCCCCAGGGGGCGCCCGUCUUCGCCUACCAGCAGGCCGGGCUCACGCGCAUCGCCUGAAGCGCUCCGCGAAACAGCGUGGCACAUCCAUCUAAGGCUGUGAAUCAAUUCUUAGGUCUCCAGGUUCACCUUCGAUUCACCAAAGAAACAAGUGCUGCUCUCUUAGAUGAUAAGAAUAUCACGAUCAUGCUCAUUUACGAUAUGUAUUCGCAAUAAAUAUUACUUUAGAGCUAUUCUUUGUACACAAU
Messenger RNA from Schistocerca serialis cubense, 650 nucleotides. RefSeq lists its product as uncharacterized. Bases 1 to 462 code for a protein of 153 amino acids. The transcript is spliced from 2 exons. The record is from RefSeq and is a predicted model, not a curated record. Lineage: Eukaryota; Metazoa; Arthropoda; Insecta; Orthoptera; Acrididae.